AUGUCUUCCUCACCGCCACAGCCGACCCAGUCGACGAAGCGACCCCUGGAGGAGGCUUCCUCUCCUUCUCGCGCUACAGACCAACCAGAUGCAAAGCGUCCCGCUCUCGACAAAGUUCUCAAGAAUGACGCCGACGCCAAGCACACAAAAUCGUCCGAGGACGCGACCGACAGCAUCGACAAGAACGGUGAGGACGCUUCUAAUGGUUCAAAGACCGAAACAGAGGCUGGCACUGGCGAGGCCACUGCCGACGACAAGGUGGCUGCCACAGCCGGUGCAGCCUCGUCUUCUGCCGCCGCGCAUGAUGAGACGUCCUGGAUUCACAUUCGCGCCGUCAUCUCCAGCCCAGAAGCCGCCACCAUCAUUGGCAAGGGUGGCGAGAAUGUCUCCAACAUUCGCAAGAUGUCAAAUGCCAAAUGCACCGUCAGCGACUACCAAAAGGGGGCCGUCGAGCGCAUCCUCACAGUCAGCGGCAUUGUAGAUGCGGUGGCCAAGGCUUUCGGCCUGAUCAUCCGUACACUCAACAAUGAGCCGUUAACAGAGACCUCCACUGCGUCGUCAAAGACGUACCCACUGCGUCUCCUUAUUCCUCAUAUCCUCAUUGGCUCUAUCAUUGGAAAAGGCGGUGCUCGCAUCCGCGAAAUCCAGGAAGCGUCAGGGGCUCGGCUUAAUGCUUCGGAUUCCUGCCUUCCUAUGUCCAGUGAGCGUUCGCUGGUAGUGAUGGGCGUUGCUGAUGCUGUCCACAUUGCAACGUACUAUGUUGGCUCGACCCUUCUUGAGCAACUGAACGAACGCUUUGGCGGACCUGCUUCCUCCGCCUAUGCUACCAGGAGCGGUGCACCCGCUGGCUCUAUUCCCGGUGGCAUGCAAGUGGUUCCUUACAGCCCGCAGCCUGCCUCUGGCCAAUACGGCCGCAGCGAGAACUAUGGACGCCACUCCGAGCGUCGCCCACCGAUGCCAGCGCCUGCUCCCUACCCGGCGCAGUAUCCUCCUCACGCUGGUGCCCAAGCAGCAGUCCCCAGCCUGCCGAUGCACUAUGGCGGCCAAGGUGGUGCCUAUGGGGCAGCUGCUCCUCAUGUUCAGCAACACAUGCCACCGCACACUGGCGCGCAGCCUCACGGUGGCCCUCAGGCGCAAAACAUGCAUGCUGGCAUGCCUGGCGGACCAAUGACUCAGCAGAUUUACAUUCCUAACGACAUGGUCGGCGCAAUCAUUGGCAAAGGUGGAUCGAAGAUUAAUGAGAUACGCCAGUUGAGUGGCAGUGUCAUCAAAAUCAACGAGCCCCAGGAUAACAGCAACGAGAGGCUGGUUACAGUCACGGGUACCGAGGAAUGUAACCGCAUGGCUCUGUACCUGCUUUACUCUCGACUUGACUCGGAGAAACACAGGAUGUAG
Messenger RNA from Cordyceps fumosorosea ARSEF 2679, 1395 nucleotides. Its product is annotated as KH domain RNA binding protein. The transcript is spliced from 3 exons. The record is from RefSeq and is a predicted model, not a curated record. Gene Ontology annotation, cellular component: nucleus; cytoplasm. The coding region runs from base 1 to 1395 and encodes 464 amino acids. Gene Ontology annotation, molecular function: mRNA binding. NCBI's taxonomy places the organism in Eukaryota, Fungi, Ascomycota, Sordariomycetes, Hypocreales, Cordycipitaceae. Gene Ontology annotation, biological process: regulation of gene expression; regulation of RNA metabolic process.